UUCUUUUCUUUGAUUUCUUUCCACUAAAUAAAGUUUUGGUAUGGCAAUUUUGGGGCUAUUGAGUUUGAGUGGGUUUGAGUGAAAUGAAUGGCAGAUGGGGAACAACCCAGUCACAGUCGUGAACCCAAGGUCUGUGACCAGCACGUUUGGUCUUCAGAUCUGCAUUUUGAGCUCAAUCUUGAGAGUAUUGAAGGUGCAUAUAGGGGAUUUAGAGUUGGAUGGUAAUGGUAAGGGUUCUGCUGAUACUUUGGAGGCUUGUGAAUCCCUGCUAGGGGCUUUAUUGAAGGUCUAUAUGUCUCCGAUGAAAGAUUGCACUGAUUUGGAUGUUGCUUUGAGUCUUGAAGGGUGUGGGUCUUCUUUCACUACUAUGGGUUCAAAGAAUCAGGUAAUAUUGAAACCUAAACUUGAAUUUGAUCUUAUUAAGAUUAUCGGUUGUGGAAAUGUGAAGAUGCUUCUGAAUAUGAUGAUGAUUGAUUAGGUUGUGAGCUUAAACUUGGUGUCUAAGGGAAUGAGUAAAUUCUAAUCUUGCAGGGAAAGCUCUGAAUGCAAGUUUUGUUACUGGUAUUUCAAAUAAUUUUUGUUGACAAAAUUCUGGAUAGGUCUGUUAUUGACAAGAUAGUGAAGCCAGUGAUGGUGGUGGUAAAGCCAUAUGGAAGUCAGUGCCAUAUGGGUGAAUGGCUCUUCCCAGUUCAAUGUGAGUUUGCCAUAUAUCUAGUCUCGAAGGCCGUCAAUCUGGCUUUCCUCAUGAUUAGAUCUCCAAUUCGGAAUUGCCAAGGUCGGACUUUCUUGUUGUAAACGUUAGCCAACUGUUGCUUGUAUGCUAAAGACCUCAAUCUAGCAGCCUCUCGCUCCUUUUUGGUUCGAUCAAUAUCGUUCCUCAGCUACUUCUUGUUAGUAUCUUCAUUAAAGUUGUUAACCCUCAUGCUGAGAACUCGUAUCUCAACUGGUAUGACAGCCUCGGUAUCCUUGUUUUUG
Rubroshorea leprosula is the source of this 975-nucleotide messenger RNA. The record is from the annotation of a GenBank genome assembly. Lineage: Eukaryota; Viridiplantae; Streptophyta; Magnoliopsida; Malvales; Dipterocarpaceae.